AGCCAUUGUUCAUUCGUCCUCUAUCAUUUCUCGAGUCUCCUUUGCGCCUUAAUACCCUUCGUUCUUCUCACAUUUCGUCCAUAUAUAAUAUUUCCGUCCUCAUUUCAUUCAAUUCCGUCGUAUCAACCCGUCACUACAAUCAAGAUGUUGUUCAAGUCCGUCGCCAUCUUCGCCGCCGUGGCCGUCGUCGCCAGCGCCCAGGGCAACUGUCCUCAGAACGCUGAGGCAUCUUCCUUCUUCCGAUCAUGCGGCGACAAGCAAAAUGACCUCGCCAAUUGCAACGGAGACGACGUCCCUUGCACCUGCUCCGUCUACGGUGCUCAGUCUGACUGCUACCAAGACUACAUCACCUCCUACUGCAGCCAGUGGCAGUACCCCGGAAACGACUACCUCUCCGGAAACUGCGGUGCCAACUCCCCGGUGACCAAGUCGUCCUCCUCUUCCCCCGCCUCCGCCACCGCUGGCACCACUACCACCGACGCUAAGCCCUCCGCCACCGGUGCGUCCUCAUCUUCCUCCUCCAGCAACGGUACCACCUCCAAGGCCAGCACCGCCUCUGGUUCAUCUAGCUCUGAGGAGGCCGCUGAGACUAGCACUUCCACUAACUCUGCCCCAGCUCAGCAAACCGGUGCUGCCGGUAGCUUCAAGGUCGAGGGGGCCAUGGCUGCUGUUGCCGGUGCCGCCGCUGGCUUCGCCAUCUUGCUAUAAGUGGUCGGUUAAGGGGCUUGCCCGGGAGUUCCGACAUGAACAACCUGGGUGGUCGAGGACAAGUUGCGGGAUCCUCUAGGAGCAGAACUAAAAUGGCUAAUUGGGACCCAUCCGCGUGCCAUGUGUGAGAUAAGGAAGAUUCCAUGUGGCCCAAUACCGUGUAAUUGCUGGAGAUUUGCUUUCAGAUUUGCUUUAGAUCAUAGAGACGCGCAUAAUACCACUGCAAAGCUCGGGAGUUUCUUCAACAUCAUUGUUCAGGAGCCAGAGCCUGCACCAGUGCAAAUACAGAAGCUUGGUUUCCUUAUG
Eremomyces bilateralis CBS 781.70 is the source of this 1014-nucleotide messenger RNA. RefSeq lists its product as uncharacterized. The transcript is spliced from 3 exons. The record is from RefSeq and is a predicted model, not a curated record. NCBI's taxonomy places the organism in Eukaryota, Fungi, Ascomycota, Dothideomycetes, Eremomycetales, Eremomycetaceae. Bases 145 to 708 code for a protein of 187 amino acids.